UGCUGCGAUAUUAGUCUUGGAUUUUAUGCUGUGCUCACUUCAUAUCAUAAACAACUAUCAUCGUGAAAAUCAUCGAUUGUGCCAAUUGGACAACUAAUAUCAAUAACUGUAAAAAACAGUACCAUAAAGAUGUUAAAACUAGAAAUGCCUGCAAUGAAAGAAAUAUUAGAAGAGGCUGGAGGAAACGAGGAACUUUUAGAAGAGCUACUGGAUAAAUUUCGACUAUGGUUGAAACAGCAACUUCAUCUUCCUCAAGAUAUCUCUGAACAACGAUUAAAGUUUUACGUUUACAGUGCAAAAUUUAAUUUAGAAAAAGCCAAAAGACGGUUGGAUUUGCAUUAUACUCUUCGUAAUCUGAUUCCGGAGGUUUACAGCACUCGUGACCCAUUGGCCGAUAGUGUAAUUCAAAUAACUAGAUGUGUGCAAUGGUUACCUCUACCAAAGUUAACACCGGAAAAUUUUAGAAUAAAUGUUCUGCGGUUUUUACAUACCGACAGCUCUGCGUUUGAUGCAUAUGUAACUGCAAAGUAUAUUUGCAUGAUAAUGGAGACGCGUAUAGAGGAAGAUAUAGUUAACUCCGAUGUUUUUAUUUAUGAUUGUACCAAUUUAACUCUCGGUCAUAUUUUGAAAUAUACACUACCUGUAUUAAAAAAAAUUGACACUAUCUUGGAAGCAUAUGGUACAAGAAUUAAAGCAAUUCAUAUGAUAAAUGCACCAAGUUUUAUCGAUGUUUUAAUAACAAUGAUUAAAUCAGUGAUGAAGGCAAAACUUAUUAAGAGAAUACAUGUUUAUACAUCUGGAGAAGUAUCAUUAUACGGGAUUAUAUCAAGAUCUAUUUUACCAAUGGAUUAUGGCGGUGAACAACCAUCAUUGGAUACUAUAGCAGAUAUGUGGCAAGCAAAAUUGAUGGAACGAAGAGAAUGGUUUCUGGAGCAAGAAAAAGUUAAAGUUGACGAAUCUCUCCGAUCAAAUUAACUUAAUAUAU
This is a messenger RNA of Formica exsecta, 985 nucleotides long. Its product is annotated as retinol-binding protein pinta-like. The record is from RefSeq and is a predicted model, not a curated record. Gene Ontology annotation, cellular component: membrane. Bases 130 to 975 code for a protein of 281 amino acids. The transcript is spliced from 8 exons. Gene Ontology annotation, molecular function: phosphatidylinositol bisphosphate binding. Lineage: Eukaryota; Metazoa; Arthropoda; Insecta; Hymenoptera; Formicidae.